AGGACCUUCCAGUGCCAGUUCUGCGUCUUCACCACAUCCCGGGCGUCCAGCUUCACCCGGCACGUGAAGACGCACACGGACGAGAGGCCACACCAGUGCCACCUGUGCCCCAAGGCCUUCCGCACCGUGACCAUGCUGCGCAACCACGUCUACACGCACACGGGGACCCGGCCGCACGGGUGUGAGGACUGCGACAUGGCCUUCGUCACCAGCGGCGAGCUCGCCCGCCACCGGCGCUACAAGCACACGCACGAGAAGCCCUUCCGGUGCUCACUGUGCAAGUACGCCAGCGUGGAGGCGAGCAAGCUGAAGCGGCACGUCCGCUCCCACACGGGCGAGCGGCCCUUCCCCUGCGGCCUCUGCAGCUACGCCAGCAGGGACACCUACAAGCUCAAGCGCCACAUGCGGACCCACUCGGGCGAGAAGCCCUACGAGUGCCCCGUCUGCCAGGCCCGCUUCACGCAGCGAGGCACCAUGAAGAUCCACGUGCUGCAGAAGCACAGCGACGGCGUGUCCAAGCACCAGUGUCCCCACUGCACCACCCUCAUCUCCAGGAAGAGCGACCUGCGCGUGCACCUGCGGAAGAUGCACCGAGCCUUGGCCACCGAGAUGCAGUGCCGCUUCUGCCCCGCCGCCUUCCGCGAGCGCUACGCCCUGCUCCAGCACCAGAAGACGCACCGGGGCGAGAAGCGCUUCAAGUGCCAGCUCUGCAGCUACGCCUGCAAGCAGGAGCGCCACCUGGUCAUGCACACGCGCACCCACACCGGAGAGAGGCCCUUCUCCUGCGCCGUCUGCGGCAAGAGCUUCCGGCAGCAGCAGCUGCUCAGGCUGCACCACCGGGGCCACCACGAGGCCGGCGGGCCCCCCACGUUCCCGUGCCCGCGCUGCGCCAGGGCCUUCUCCCGCAGGAGCAGCCUGCAGAAGCACGCGGAGAAGUGCUCGGGGGCGGAGCGGCAGGCGCCGUCGGGGAAGGGGAGGAAGACCCGGAAGAGAAAGGCAGCGGAGCUGGGAGGCGCACAGGGGGCCCACGCCGCCGCCGCUGCCCCGGAGGGCGCCGACGCACAGGGCAGGCCCGGGCCCGGGGAGCCAGGGGCCCCCCCGACGGCAGCCAGAGGCCGGGCCCCGGAGGAGGCGAGCUGUGCAGAGACGCCACGCUCGGAGGAGCAGUGA
Molecule: messenger RNA, 1170 nt
Organism: Sorex araneus (European shrew)
Lineage: Eukaryota; Metazoa; Chordata; Mammalia; Eulipotyphla; Soricidae
Gene: CTCFL
Product: CCCTC-binding factor like
Exons: 8
Coding region: 133-1170 (345 amino acids)
Biological process (GO): regulation of transcription by RNA polymerase II
Cellular component (GO): nucleus
Molecular function (GO): RNA polymerase II transcription regulatory region sequence-specific DNA binding; DNA-binding transcription factor activity, RNA polymerase II-specific
Source: RefSeq, a predicted model, not a curated record